AUGGUGGAAGAAGUUAUUCUAUUGGAUUAUUGGGCGAGUAUGUUCGGCAUGAGAACGAGGAUUGCUUUGGAGGAGAAAGGAGUGAAAUAUGAAUACAGAGAAGAAGAUUUGAGUAACAAAAGCUCUUUGCUUCUUGAAAUGAAUCCUAUUCACAAGAAAAUUCCGGUUUUGAUACACAAAGGCAAACCGGUUUGCGAAUCCAUAAUCCAAGUUCAGUACAUCGACGAGACAUGGCCCGGUAAAAACCCGAUUCUUCCUUCGGAUCCUUACCAGAGAGCUCAAGCCAGAUUCUGGUCUGAUUACAUCGACAAGAAGACGUAUGGACCGUGCAAGGCUUUAUGGUCGGAAAAGGGUGAGAAGCAAGAGGCGGCGAAGUUAGAGUUUAUUGAAGUACUCAAGACUCUUGAAUCGGAGCUCGGAGACCGAUCUUUUUUCGGAGGAAACGAAUUCGGGCUUGUGGAUAUUGCUUUUAUCGGAUACUACAGUUGGUUUUAUACGUACGAGGAGGUAGCAAAUUUCAGCAUUGUAGCUGAGUUUCCUAAGCUAAUCUUGUGGGCAAAGAGAUGUUUGAUAAGAGAGAGUGUGGCUAAGGUUUUGCCUGACUCGGAUAAAGUUCUUAAGUCUGUCUCUGAGCAUCGGAAGAUCAUUUUAGGGAUCAGUUAG
Molecule: messenger RNA, 663 nt
Organism: Arabis nemorensis
Lineage: Eukaryota; Viridiplantae; Streptophyta; Magnoliopsida; Brassicales; Brassicaceae
Source: the annotation of a GenBank genome assembly